AUGGCCAGGACGCUGGAGGGCCCGGUGCCGGAGGAGCCGGAGCUGGACUGGGGCUCCGAGGCGCCGUGCGCGGGGUCCUGCCAUGCACAGCGCAUCCUGCAGACCCUGAAUGCAUAUCGGCGGAGCGGCACCCUCACCGACGUGGUGCUGCGUGCCGGUGGCCGCGACUUCCCAUGCCACCGCGCAGCGCUUAGCGCGGGCAGCACCUACUUCCGCAGCCUGUUCGCGGCUGGGCAGCCAGAGCGUGGCCUGGCUAUAGUGCCCGUGGUACCCGAGGCGCCGGGCCCUGCCGGGACAUCAGUGGCUACGGCGCUGGCCGUGGUGCUCGACUACCUGUACGGAGCGGGCGUGCGGCUGCGCGCGGAGGACGAGGCGGCUGCGGUGCUGGCGCUGGCCGAGCGGCUGGGCGUGGCAGGCCUGCGCGAGGCCUGCGCACGCUUCCUCGAGGGUCGCCUGCGCGCCGCUAACAGCCUGGCGCUGCGUCGCGUGGCCGCUGCCUUCUCCCUCGCCUCUCUGGCCGAGCGUUGCGGCCGCGUGCUGCGCCAGGCCUUCGCCGAGGUGGCGCGCCACGCCGACUUCUUGGAGCUGACGCCCGACGAGGUGGCAGCGCUUCUGGCCGACCCAGCGCUGGGCGUGGCGCACGAGGAGGCCGUGUUCGAAGCGGCCAUGCGCUGGGUGCGUCACGACCCGCCAGCCCGCCGCGGACAGCUGCGGCGCUUGCUGGAGCACGUGCGCCUGCCCUUGCUGGCGCCCGCCUAUUUCCUGGAGAAGGUAGAGGCUGACGAGUUGUUGCAGGCCUGCGGCGAGUGCCGCCCGCUGCUGCUAGAGGCCCGUGCCUGCUUCAUCCUGGGCCGCGAGACCGGCACACUGCGGGCCCGGCCGCGGAGAUUCAUGGACCUAGCUGAAGUGAUCGUGGUCAUCGGCGGUUGCGAUCGCAAGGGGCUCCUGAAGCUGCCGUUCGCCGACGCCUACCAUCCCGACAGCCGGCGCUGGACCCCACUGCCCAGCGUGCCUGGCUUCGCGCGCUCAGAGUUCGCGACCUGCACUCUCCGCAAUGACAUCUACGUCUCUGGAGGCCACAUCAACAGCCGUGAUGUGUGGAUGUUUAGCUCCCAUCUGCACACCUGGAUCAAGGUGGCCUCGCUGCACAAGGGCAGGUGGAGGCACAAGAUGGCGGUCGUGCAGGGGCAGCUGUUCGUGGUGGGCGGCUUUGAUGGCCUGCGGCGCCUGUGCAGCGUGGAGCGCUAUGACCCCUUCUCCAACACCUGGGCUGCUGCGGCCCCGCUCCCAGAGGCAGUGAGCUCAGCUGCCGUGGCACCCUGCGCCGGCCGGCUCUACGUGAUGGGGGGUGCCGGGCGGGACGGCGUCAACACCAACAAGGUGCAGUGCUUUGACCCCAAGGAGGACCAGUGGAGCCUGCGGUCACCAGCGCCCUUCUCGCAGCGUUGUCUCGAGGCUGUCUCCCUGGAGGACACCAUCUAUGUGGUUGGGGGCCUCAUGAGCAAAAUCUUCACCUACAACCCUGGCAUGGAUGUCUGGGGGGAGGCAGCUGUCCUCCCCAGCCCUGUGGAGAGCUGUGGCGUGACUGUGUGUGAUGGGAAAGUCCACAUCCUUGGCGGGCGGGAUGAUCACGGGGAAAGCACCAACAGGAUCUUCACCUUUGACCCCAGCAGUGGGCAGGUGGAGGCCCAGCCAUCCCUGCAGCGCUGCACCAGCUCCCAUGGCUGCGUCACCAUCGUCCAGAGCCUGGGCAGGUGACUCAUACUUGAACCAGGAGGAGGGGAGGGAGAACUCAGGUUCACCACUGCUCCCCUCACGGCACCUCGGUGUAAACAGCCUCUUAGCUUAGUGCCCCUUUUCUUGUAGAAAUAAAACCUCCUUCAAAGGUUGGGUCUGUGUUCCAGCUCAAGCCUCCUUUGCCUGGAGAAGUAAUG
Molecule: messenger RNA, 1934 nt
Organism: Lipotes vexillifer (Yangtze River dolphin)
Lineage: Eukaryota; Metazoa; Chordata; Mammalia; Artiodactyla; Lipotidae
Gene: KLHL35
Product: kelch like family member 35
Exons: 7
Coding region: 1-1758 (585 amino acids)
Molecular function (GO): protein binding
Source: RefSeq, a predicted model, not a curated record